AUGUCGGUGCUGGAGUGUCUUAAGUGGCACAAUUUUGCUUCGAGUCAGCAGGAGAUUCUGACUACGGACGGCAAAUCUGGCGUCCCAUGCUUUUCUGGAGAGGUCACGAAGCUGGCCGAGUACCAGUUCAGGGUCCGAGUCCGUCAGUCCAUGGAGAAAACCUUGACUGAGGACGAUCUCCGGAAGAGGGGGCCGUUGGGGGUCAGAUUGAUCGAUGGUUUGAAGGGUCCAGCUUUACAAGUUGCUCGAGGGUUGCCAAUUGACAAGCUUUCUGAAGAAGGGGGUCCAUCUUUCCUUUUGAAGAGUUUGCAAUCUGCUUUCCAACCACGGGUGAAACAAGAAGCCAGGGAUCUUUACCAAGUAGGAGCACAGAAUGGAGGCAUGUUGUCUAGGCAGAGCGGUGAAAGCAUGGUGUCUUACGUCUUGCGCAGACGUACCUGGCAUGACAUGAUGACAGAUUUGGAUGCAGGUUUGACGCUGCCAGAUGGAAUUCUGGCAGAACAACUUCUGUCCAACUCAGGUUUGUCUUCGGAUCACCAACUGCUUAUCCGAACUGCUCUUCAAGGUGAUUUGACAUUCACAAAGGUGUCGGAAGAACUCAUUGCCCAGCACAGUCGUCUACAUGAGCGUGAGCACAAGGGCAAGGGCAACCACUUCCGACAAUCUCUGUUCUCAAAAGGGGGCAAAAGUUUUGGCAAAAAGUCCGGAUCUUGGAAGUCCUAUCACGUAGAGGACGACGCUUCUGAAAGCUGGGAGAAUGCAUCACAAAGUCUUGGUGGAUAUGAAGACUAUGACUUGGGCAGUGCAUACUACACCGCUGAAGAGGCCAGCGUGAAUGAGGCGUACGAAGUUUCUGAGUAUGACAUGGCCUCUGACUCCUUCCAAGCUUUUGAGUCCUAUGCGGCGAUGGUUGAAGUUGGAUUGGAUGAGCAAGAUCAGGAGUCGCUGGAUUUGGCGGCAGAAGUGAUUCAGUCUGAGUCUGAGGCGUACUUCAUGAGGCAGAAGGCAAUGGGAAGUGGUCACAAAGGCUUCUCAGGACAAGGACCACGCAAUUUCCAAGUUCAUGGCAGUUUGAGUUUGGAAGAGAAGAAGGCGAAGUUGCAGGCGGUGAAAAGCCGUACUAUGUGCAAGAGAUGCUGGCAGUAUGGUCAUUGGCAAGAUGAUCCUGUUUGCCCAAAAGGAGGUGGAAAGAAAGGAACUGGCAAAUCAAAGACCUUCUCAUCGGCAUCUACGACGGCGAGCACUCAGGGCAAGGGCAAGAACGUCAAAGGCCAGACAAAGCCUGGUGAGAAGAACCGCACGGUUUACUUCACCAUCAAUGAGUACGAGGGCCAUGGUGCUGCCGAUGGAACUUCCUAUAUGACUCAGAAGGAGAGCUACCAGGCAGUGCCACCACCGAGCUCUUUGGAUCCUCCUCAGCCUGCAGAGGAGACCGCUGAUGCGGCACUGGACCGCCUGAUUGCAGAGGCGGCCUUCCGCCAACACAUGAGUGCCCCGGUCUUCUUCGACCCGGCUGAGAUUGCAGAUCAACCACAUGUUCAGGUGCCACCACAGCCUCAGCAACAUGACUCUGCUGAGCGGCAUCGACAUUUAGAUCUUUUCCUACAGACAGCCAGCCGUGACCAUCCUGAUUGGGAAGAUGCCAACCGUGAGAGAUGGAAUGAGUUUGUGCCUGGUCACCCUCUUUUCAGUGCAGAAGAUCAGCAGAACAUCGCAAGACGGCAAGAGAAGGCUCGUCUGGGUUUGCCAAGGGUUCCUGAUCAAGCCUCGCAAGCACCACUUCAAGAACCAGCGUCAGCGAGCGCUGGGUGCCAGCACAAGAACAUCACUACACAUGGAACAAACUCCAAGUCCCGACAAGUCAAGUGCAAGGAUUGUGGAGUGAUCUUGGAGAAGACAGCGCGCGUGCCCACGGAGAAGAUGCAGACAGAGCACAGAGGUUCUUGUGAACACAAGGACAAGGACUUCAGUGGAACAACAUCCACAACCUGGCAGUGGACAUGCCGAUCUUGCGGCCACAUUGAGAAAGGCAGCAAGCGACCCGGACAAACCGGGAGACAAGCCAGCAGUGCACAGUCUGCUGCAUCGGGUCUGAACCUUCAGGUGGACAUUGGAGGUGAUCAACUUGACAGGAUCUAUCAACGCUGUCGUCAGUUUGUCUACUCGACAGCCACCAGAGCGGUUGAAGCGAAUCCGGGUGCCCAGGGGUACCCGGUUAACGCGCCCGCUGCUGCCUCGACUGUGGGUACGGGGCACCCUGCCGAAGGUGAGACGCGGCAGGAGAGUCCCUCCACGGCAGCCACUGGUGAUGGAACCCUGUUGAGGUCAGGCAUACACCAAGGAAAGACGUAUGCUUGGGUAUAUCAAAAUGAGACAGCCUACACAAAGAUGCUCAUCUCCAAGAACCAGAACGACCGACUUCGAGAUCCCCAUUUGAUCUCGUAUGCACUGUAUGCUGAGGACCGGAAGCGACGUGGGGGAACCAACACUGCCUUCAUGUCACAGAUUUUGGAGGAGACUGAGGAAGAAGAUUACAUGUUGGCCGUUUUGGCAGAGCCAGCAGAUGGACGCUUCAAGGGCGUUGGAGGAAAAGUUGAAGUUGCUUGCAAGAGGAUCAUUCCCAUGCAGAUGCUCACUGUGGACCAAGAGAAGAUCCCUGGGUCCAUAGCGUCGGUGGAACUCCAAUCUUCUGACACUCCACUGCUGCUGAGCAUCCAUGCUCAGAGAACCUUGGGUUUGAUUCUGGAUGUGCAGAACAACACAGCCUACAGCAAGUACCUUGACAAGGAACUCCAACUUCAUGGAUACAAUGGUUUGCCAGCAAUACGUCUCCACCCUGGUGAAUUUCAGGUUGGAUCAGUUGCGAUGCAUGUCCAAGAAUCAGAAGGCUCUGAAGAGAAGACACGGUCAAAGGUGAUCGACUUGGAAGCCAUGGAUGACCACAUCUCCGAAGAAGGAGAAGAGGAGCCAGUUGAGUUCAGUGGAAAAGAGGUGGAGGCUGGAUAUGAGCGUCAUUUGCCAUUAGCAGAGGAGUCCAUCAAAAUUUUGAGCAAAGGACAGAAGAAACAAUUGCAAGAGUCUCUUGAUGAGAUGGAUCAUCAGGACAGCGCAUUGUGGAGCACUUUGGCAUCCAAGCCAAGACAGCCGAAAAAGAUGCUGCCAAAGGGGUGUCGCACUUUCUUGAUGGAACUUUUUGCUGGUGCUGCCACACUCACACUGAUGGCCGCGCAGAUGGGCCUCCCAGUGUCUGAACCCAUCGACGUUUUGUACGAUGGGAAGUAUGAUUUGCUGAAGCGCGAGAAUCGAGAGAGGAUCAGUUGGCAGAUAGAACAGGAUGAUCCGUAUCUGCUUUCCAUGACUCCAAUUUGUGGACCAUGGAGCUCUUGGCAGUACGUGAAUAUGGCAAGAGGAGGUGAGACUGCAGAGCACAUCUUGGAGCAGAGGAAGCAGUGGUAUCCUGUGAUACGUUGGCUUUGUGACGUCGUGAAGAAAAGAUUGGCAAAAGGGAGAGAAGUGGUCUGGGAAAACCCAUGGGGUUCACUCAUGUGGUACUUGAGAUGCGUUGAGCAGUUGAUGGAAGCCCAGAUCACCAAUGCCCUGACAUUUGAGCCACUAGAAAUCCUCAGAAUAGAUCAGUGCAUGUAUGGGCUGGUUGAUCCGAGGACAGGCAUUCCCCACAGGAAGGCCACUGGCUUGAUGUUGUCGUCACGACACAUGAAGGAGGAACUGUCAGAGCUGUGUGAUGGAAGCCAUAUCCAUCAACCCUUAGAAGGAAACCUCACCAAGCAAGCAGAGCACUGGCCAGAGGAACUAUGCCAUCGAGUACUGAGAGGUGCCAUGCGUGAACUUCAGUCUCAAGCUCUUUCAAUGGCAUUUCCUGUUGAACAAGUAGCUGAAGAACGAGAAGAAGUAGGCUGCCUGGAUGCUAUACAUGAUUCCAGAGACCUGGAAGAACCUCCAAUGAAGAAACAAAAGAUAGACCAUGAUGAAAUCCAACGUGAAGAGAUCUUUGGGGAGAUGACAGAUGAAGACAAGAUGCUUCAUCAGAAGGAGAGAGACCGGAAGACGAAGUGGCUGAAGCUCAACAAAGAGAAGAGGAUUGCACUGCGGCGUCUUCAUGCCAUGAUGGGUCAUUGCUCAAUAGCCACGAUGACUCGGAUGCUCAAGUCGUCAUUGGCCAGCAAGGACCUGUUAGAUGCAGUUCCACAUUUCAGGUGUCAGUCAUGUGAGGAGAGAAGAAGGGAAGAAGCACCACGUUCAGUGCGUCCAACGCGCUCUAAGGCGGAGCUGAAGUUCAACUAUGAGUUAGCGGUGAUGUGUUUGAGCAUGAUCGACAUGGCAACUCAUUAUCACAUUGCCGCCAGAGUGGGUCAAGGUGGCACACCUUCCUCACGAGUGUGUGCAGAAGCUCUGAACCAAUGUUGGUUCACUCCUUUUGGCGCUCCAAAGAGAUUUGUAUCAGACCAAGGAGUACACAACAAGGGAAGAGUUUAUGCCAUGCUCAAAAGACAUGGCGUAGAAGUACGGUCAAUUGGAGCUCAGGCACCAUACCAAUUGGGAACGGCAGAGAGACAUGGCGGCAUCCUCAAGCAGGUGAUGUACAAGGCUAUCCACAGCAGACAGCUUGAGGGGGCAGUCGACAUCUCAGCUCUUUGUGCAGAAGCCAGCCGCACAAAGAACACCCUGGUCAACAAUGGGGGAUACUCUCCCAUACAAUGGGUCCUUGGGUUUACACCCGACGACCUGACCAGCCUCAUCAGUCAUGAUGUUGAAGGAGCCCUAGGAGUUCAUCAAGAUCAAGAGGUCUUCAUGAGACAGCUUCUCAUCCGUCAAUGCGCCAAGGAGGCAUUCAUCCAUGUAGAUACCAGCAUGAAGAUUCGUAAAGCCAUGUUGACAAGGGCUACUCCUCUGAGAGGGCCAUACAGGACAGGAGACUUGGUUUGCUUUUCUAGGCGAGGAAAGUGGUAUGGACCUGCGCGCGUUUUGGCGCCAGAAGGCAAGUCUUCACUAUGGUUGGUUCACUCAGGAGUCACAGUUUUGGUUUCUGAAACAGCUUGUAGGCCAGCAUCAGGUGAGGAGGUCAUGAAGAAGCAUGCGCUUGAGAUGAGACCGUCUCGGAAGCGCAGACGUGAACUUUUGAGUGACAGCAUGGAGGAGGAAGAUUAUUUUCCCUUCACAGAGGAUGGACAGCAGGCGAGAUCCUUGAGAGCAAGAAUUGAGGUACAAACACCGUUUGUGGAUGUGAAUCAGAAUCCACCAUUGGCACGACUGCCAAAUGCAGCGCCAGGAAUGGCUGCUAUCCCUGGCAAUGUAUCUGAACCAUACUCACCGACUGAAGCUAUCGAUACUCCCAGACUGGAACCUGACGCAGAGAUGCCAAAUGAAGCACCUGCAGUGGCAACGGGCUCAGAGAUGCCUGAUGAUGCACCUGGUCCAACACCACCACCAGGUCUAGAGGAGAUAGCAGAUCAGCCGAGCACGAGUGUUAUGAGCGGCCAACCGGAGAGUGAAGUGACCCCGGUGAUGUCACAACAGACAUCAAAAGUGACUUCAGAGGAGGAGACCAUUCAGCCAGAUAGGCCAGAAGCGACAACGACACAACUUACCCAAGCUCUUAGGCAAGGAGCAGAUCGCUUAGAUGGUGUUCCUCGUGCGCGUUUGACUGGCCAACAUGGCAGCAUGAAUUCAAAUGAGAUCAACUAUGUCCAAGACAAGGUAGAUCGAUUUUUGGCGUUUGCAGCGACCAGGCAGCAUAGCAAGGUCAAGAAGUAUCAGAAAAAGGCAAAGAAGGCAGGAGCAGGCAGAGAGUUGGUUUAUGAGAAAGAGAGUGAAGAAAUGAAACAGAAACUGACAGAAACAAGACGCAAGGAGUGGGCAAAUUGGACAAAGUAUUCUGAUGGAGUUUGGAUAGAUGAAAAGCAAUUGAAAGAAUUACAGUCCAAGCAGCCAAGCCUAAAAGUCAUCCCAACUCGUUGGGUUGAAGUGGACAAGUCAGAAGUUGGACAGAAGGAACAGUUGAAAUCUCGGCUUGUUGUGCGAGGAGAUUUGGAAGAUAGCUCUAGGAUGAGAACCGAUAGUCCAACAUGUUCUUUGACUGCUACAUCUUUGGCAUUGGCACUUGCCGCCUGUCGGGACACCGACCUGUGGGGCGGAGACAUUUCAGCAGCAUUUCUCCAAGCGUCCAAACUGAAUCGGAUAUUGGUUUUAGCUCAACCCAAGUCAGGCAUUCCAGACGUUGAACCUGGAAUGUAUUUUCUUGUCAGCUCCACAGUGUAUGGCACGAAGGAUGCUCCACGAGGGUGGUUCAAGAACCUCUAUCAGACCAUGUUGCAGUUUGGUUUUCGUCCUAUGCCACAUGAGGCUGCAGCUUUUGUUUUGAAUGGUUCGGAUGGCAGAUUGGAAGGCAUAGCAAUAGUGCAUGUAGAUGAUUUGCUUUGGACUGGAGGACCAGUCAUAGAGAAGACCAUGGAAUCAGUUUGCCAGCACUAUCGCUUUGGAAAGAUUGAGAAGAACCAUUUCAAGUAUUGCGGCCGGGAGAUCAGCAAGGAUGAAAAGGGAAUUCAUGUCACAUGUCCUCAUCUUGUAGAUCGUGUUCGUCCAGUUUAUUUGACUGCAGAUCAGCGAAAGGAUAAGGAUGGAAAGGUGACAGAAGAGGUUCGAGGUCAACUACGUAGCGUCAUUGGUUCACUUGCAUGGUUGGUUAGAGUUUGUCGUCCUGAUUUAGCAUAUGCCAUUAGCAAGAUGCAAGCGGAUGUGCACCAAGCUACAUACAAGGACGUUGUCUUUGCCAACGGCAUUCUCAAUCUGGCUCGGAAGUCAAAACAUGUAGGCAUAACAUACCCACUCAAAGCCUUCAAGUUUGAGGAAACCAUGAUUGUAGGAGUCAGCGAUGCGAGUUUCUCAAACGAUUUUGAUUUCAGUGAAUCUGGAGAAAAGAUGGGUUUUCGAUCGCAAAGCGGAAGAAUUAUUUGUCUUGGUCAUCAAUCAUUUCAACAUGAUCACAAGGGUCAGCUGAUGCUCAUGGAGUGGCAUAGCACAACUAUCAAACGUGUUUGUCGCAGCACUUUGCAAGCAGAAACCAUCAGCUUGUUACAUUGCGCUGAGGAGACUGAACACCUCAGGAUUGUCUUUCAUGGAUUAUGGCACAAACAUGACCAACGUGAUCGCAAAUGGUUGGUAACUGCACAGGACAUGAUUUCUGCUAACUGGUACACUGAUUGCAAGAGUCUUGAACAACAUGUCAAUCAAGCUGGAACUCACGUGGUGACAGAUAAGAGACUGGCAAUUGAUUUGUGUGGUUUGAGGCAGCAAGUGUGGCGCCAGGGAGGCGAAGAAGUAGGAGAUCCACUUCUUACCGAUUUUCUUCCAGAGAACCGCACCACCAAACUGACAUGGAUACCAACUGAGAAAAUGCCUGCCGAUUGUCGAACAAAGGCUAUGAAGCCUGGAGCGCUAUCUUUGAUCAUGAAUGGCCAAGAGAAUGAUUUCACUUCAAUAAAAGAACAUGGGUGUGAAACAUCAGAUGGAAACGAGCAUGGAAACGGUAUGAAGACUCAAUCAUUCCUUGUGCCAACAUGA
Cladocopium goreaui is the source of this 7578-nucleotide messenger RNA. The record is from the annotation of a GenBank genome assembly. Lineage: Eukaryota; Dinophyceae; Suessiales; Symbiodiniaceae.